AGAUGUACGUUUUUACAUUUACUUCCCCCCAUUCCUCCUUGUCUUCCAUUCUUUCUCUCUCUUCAUCUAAGACAACUUAAAGCUUCCAUUUUUAUGCUACCCUUUUCAACCCCACAAAAGCCAAAUCAUUUUUUUAACACAAAACAUUCUAGAAUCUUUGUUCUAGAUGAUUGAUUGAGGUAGAAAAAAACCUAGAAAGAGAACAAGUAGAUUGAAUGGGUAGUAGUAGUUUGGUUUAAAGAACUUCACUUUGUUCAAGCUGUCAUUUUUUUCUCUCUCUUCUUCAAUUUCAAUUCAGUCCUCUUAAUGAGAAUGCUACAUGUUGGUGACAACAAUAGUGAUGUUUUGCUUCUCAUUGGACCGACAUUUUACAAAACCUCAAACGUUGUAACUGAAAAAACAACACAAUCAAUAAUGUCUAAACUGUGAUCACAAAUCACAUUGUUAUGAGCAUGAGAACACACUGUCAAAUUCAUCUUUUUCAUGCUCUAUUCUGCUUCAUUCUCUGUUUGUUUUGGUCUAUUGCAACGGUUUCACCAGCUACUGAGAAAGAGAUUUUACUUCAGUUCAAGGGUAACAUCACAGAGGAUCCAUAUAGCACUUUGAGUUCAUGGGUUUCUGGUGGAGACCCAUGUCAAGGUUACACAGGUGUCUUCUGUAACAUAGAAGGUUUUGUAGAAAGAAUUGUGCUUUGGAACACUAGCUUGGUGGGUGUGUUGUCACCAGCACUCUCAGGGUUGAAGAGGUUGAGGAUAUUGACAUUGUUUGGGAAUCGAUUUUCGGGUAAUAUUCCAGAUGAUUAUGCUGAUCUUCACUCAUUGUGGAAGAUUAAUUUCAGCUCCAAUGCGUUAUCCGGUUCGAUCCCAGAUUUCAUGGGUGAUUUGCCUAAUAUUCGUUUUCUAGAUUUAUCAAAGAAUGGCUUCAAUGGGGAGAUACCUUCAGCUUUGUUUAGGUACUGCUAUAAAACUAAGUUUGUUUCUCUUUCUCAUAACAAUCUUGUAGGUUCAAUUCCUGUGUCUUUGGUGAAUUGCUCUAACCUUGAAGGUUUUGAUUUUUCUUUCAAUAAUCUUAGCGGUGUUGUCCCUUCUAGACUAUGUGACAUUCCUAUGUUAUCUUAUGUAUCACUUAGAAGCAAUGCCUUAUCAGGUAGUGUGGAAGAGCACAUUUCUGGAUGCCAUAGUCUAAUGCAUUUGGAUUUUGGUAGUAAUAGAUUUACUGAUUUCGCUCCAUUCAGCAUCCUAGGACUGCAAAAUCUUACAUAUUUCAAUAUAUCCUAUAAUGGGUUUGAAGGACAAAUUCCUGAUAUCACUGCAUGUAGUGAGAGAUUAGUGGUCUUUGAUGCUUCAGGGAAUAAUUUGGAUGGGGUUAUUCCCCCUAGCAUAACUAGAUGCAAGAACUUAAAGCUCUUGUCGUUAGAGUUGAAUAAGCUGAAAGGGAGUAUCCCAGUUGAUAUUCAAGAAUUGCGAGGACUAUUGGUUAUCAAAUUAGGUAAUAACUCGAUAGGUGGAAUGAUUCCUGAGGGGUUUGGCAACAUUGAACUGCUUGAAUUGCUGGAUUUGAACAACCUAAACCUCAUCGGUGAAAUUCCGGCUGAUAUAACAAAUUGCAAGUUUCUUCUUGAGCUGGAUGUCUCCGGUAAUAACUUAGACGGUGAGAUUCCUCUGUCCGUUUACAAAAUGACAAAUCUUGAAGCCCUUGACAUGCAUCAUAACCAGCUCAAGGGAAGCAUCCCUUCAAGCCUAGGAAACCUAUCAAGGAUCCAAUUCCUAGAUCUAUCACAUAAUUCAUUUUCUGGUUCAAUCCCUCCUUCACUUGGAGAUUUAAAUAACUUGACACAUUUUGAUCUCUCAUUCAACAAUCUCUCUGGUGUCAUUCCUGAUAUUGCAACAAUACAGCAUUUCGGUGCACCUGCAUUUUCCAAUAAUCCUUUUCUCUGCGGUGCCCCUUUAGACAUCACUUGCUCCGCAAACGGAACAAGAUCAUCAUCUUCACCUCCUGGGAAGACUAAACUUCUCAGUGUGUCUGCUAUUGUUGCCAUUGUUGCUGCAGCUGUGAUUCUAACUGGGGUUUGUUUGGUGACCAUCAUGAGUAUUAGGGCCCGACGUAGAAAAAAAGACGAUGAUCAAAUUAUGAUUGUUGAGAGUACACCUCUAGGAUCAACAGAAUCAUCAAAUGUUAUAAUUGGAAAGUUGGUUCUCUUCAGCAAAAGUUUACCAUCAAAAUAUGAAGAUUGGGAGGCAGGCACCAAAGCAUUGCUUGACAAGGAGUCAUUGAUAGGAGGCGGAUCAAUUGGUACAGUCUACAAAACCGAUUUUGAAGGUGGCAUCUCAAUCGCAGUGAAGAAGCUUGAGACUUUGGGAAGGAUCAGAAAUCAAGAGGAAUUCGAAAACGAAAUUGGGCGACUAGGAAACCUUCAACACUGUAAUUUAGUUGUAUUUCAAGGUUACUACUGGUCCUCUUCAAUGCAGUUGAUUUUGUCAGAGUUUGUUUCAAAUGGAAAUCUCUAUGAUAAUCUACAUGGGUUUGGAUAUCCUGGAACCAGCACAAGUAGAGGCAAUAGGGAAUUAUAUUGGUCUAGAAGGUUCCAAAUUGCACUUGGAACUGCAAGAGCCCUAGCCUCUCUCCACCAUGACUGUCGCCCUCCAAUCCUUCACCUCAACCUUAAAUCCUCUAACAUACUCUUAGAUGACAAAUAUGAAGCCAAGUUAUCUGAUUAUGGAUUAGGAAAGUUGCUACCUAUUUUGGAUAAUUUCGGUCUCACCAAGUUCCACAAUGCUGUUGGAUAUGUUGCACCAGAGUUGGCUCAAAGCUUUAGGCAGAGUGAGAAGUGUGAUGUUUACAGUUUCGGUGUCAUUCUUUUGGAGCUAGUUACAGGGAGGAAGCCUGUGGAAAGUGUAACCGCACAUGAGGUUGUUGUUUUGUGUGAAUAUGUAAGAAGUUUGUUGGAAACGGGCUCAGCUUCAAACUGCUUUGACAGGAAUUUACAAGGAUUUGUUGAGAAUGAAUUGAUUCAGGUUAUGAAAUUGGGGCUAAUUUGUACUUCAGAGGAUCCUUUAAGAAGACCAAGCAUGGCUGAGAUUGUUCAGGUCCUUGAGUCCAUCAGAGAUGGAUCAGAAUCUCAUUAACCAGUAAGAGUUUUUCCUUGCAACUCAGAGUUAGAGUAAUUGCUGAAUAAUUACAUUCUUGAAGUCUAUGUGGAAGGAGAUCCGGAUCGGCACUGGUUAUUUGGGGGGGGGGAUGAAAAUUCUUUUGUAUUCAUUUUUGUAUUACCAUUUUUUUUUAUAUAGAAUUUGUAACAUUGCAAUAAAAGGCAUUUGUUCAUUCCAUUGUUUCAA
Medicago truncatula (barrel medic) is the source of this 3335-nucleotide messenger RNA. Its product is annotated as probable LRR receptor-like serine/threonine-protein kinase At1g12460. The transcript has 2 exons. Gene Ontology annotation, molecular function: protein binding; ATP binding; protein kinase activity. The record is from RefSeq and is a predicted model, not a curated record. Gene Ontology annotation, biological process: protein phosphorylation. NCBI's taxonomy places the organism in Eukaryota, Viridiplantae, Streptophyta, Magnoliopsida, Fabales, Fabaceae. Bases 447 to 3125 code for a protein of 892 amino acids.